AUGGAACCUAAAAAUUAUGCCACCAUUCGCUCUCUUUUAAAAAAAGAAAGAGGAGAAAAAGUGGCUCCUCAUGAAAUUAACGAAGAAACCGAAUUCACUCAAGAAGACCAAGAACUAGAAAAAGCCUACAAAGAAAUCAGCCAAGACAAAGAAAGAAAAAAAUUAACUAAACUAGCCCAAAAAGCGGCUUUAAAAGAUUUACAAAAGAGAUUAUAA
Molecule: messenger RNA, 216 nt
Organism: Racocetra persica
Lineage: Eukaryota; Fungi; Glomeromycota; Glomeromycetes; Diversisporales; Gigasporaceae
Source: the annotation of a GenBank genome assembly